AUGCAGCGUUCCUCCUUUAUUCCCAAUCGAACAUGGUUGCGUCAGUUUGCGUCUCACAGAUUUGCUGAAUUUUGCGAGCGCUGGGGAAUCCGUCAUAUCAAGUCGUCCCCUCACUACCCACAGUCGAACGGACAUGCGGAAGCAGCCGUAAAGGCAAUGAAGUACCUGGUGGAAAAGACUACCAAUGACGGUAAUCUAGACACCGAUGACACCGAUGCUUUCCAGCGUGGCCUUCUCGAGUGGCGCAAUACUCCUGGCACUUCGGGAAAGAGUCCUGCCCAGUUACUGUAUGGUCACCCACUCGUCUCCUUCGUUCUCGCCCAAUGGAGCCAGUUCGACUCCCACUGGCAAGACACCGCAUCUGACAUGGAUGAUGUUGAUCGAGUAGACCAGCCUCCCAGUCAGCCUCACCGAGAGCUUCCCCACUUGUCUAUCGGGACGCACGUUGACAUUCAGCACCCGAAGACAAAACGGUGGUCUUCCCGCGGCGUAGUCGUGGCUAUCGGUGACCACCGCGACUACUACGUCAAGCUACCGAGUGGACGCGUAUAUUGGCGCAACCGUCGCUACCUCCGCCCGUACCGCCCUCCUACUCCAGCUUCAACAGCCAUGCCUGCAUCGUCUCCCGUACCCGACGCUGCACCACAAGCAGUCCCUGUGACUCAGUCGUCGUCACAGUCAACUGUUCAGGUACCACCUCGAACAAGCCAACGUCCCCGGCGACAGAAUGUCCCAUUUAACAUUAUUUCAACGCGUGGACAAUCGUACAAUUAA
Sycon ciliatum is the source of this 774-nucleotide messenger RNA. RefSeq lists its product as uncharacterized. NCBI's taxonomy places the organism in Eukaryota, Metazoa, Porifera, Calcarea, Leucosolenida, Sycettidae. Gene Ontology annotation, molecular function: nucleic acid binding. Gene Ontology annotation, biological process: DNA integration. The transcript has a single exon. The record is from RefSeq and is a predicted model, not a curated record. The coding region runs from base 1 to 774 and encodes 257 amino acids.